This is a messenger RNA of Struthio camelus australis, 3933 nucleotides long. The record is from RefSeq and is a predicted model, not a curated record. NCBI's taxonomy places the organism in Eukaryota, Metazoa, Chordata, Aves, Struthioniformes, Struthionidae.
GCUGGCCUCGCUGUGGGUUCGCCUCUUCCCACCAACGCCCUCCGGUGUGUGGUCGUCGCCACGAGGUUCUCCCAGAGCUUGGCUGACCAAGGCUGGCUUAGAAGGCUCUUUCCUUACCCAGAAAAAUGGGGACUGACAGUGAAAGCCCAGUCCUGAGGAACAUGCUUAUCAGCUUCAACUUGCUACUGCUAGGCACCAUCCUCAAGCCUUUUGAGUGCCGGCUAGAAGUGACAACAGAGGCAGCCAAGAGGCCAGUGGUGGAUGAGGAGGGCAGCGUUGCCAACUGCAGCCCACCCAUCAAAGAGCAGCCCAUGGUCUUCCACCACAUCUACAACAUUAACAUCCCCCUGGACAGCUGCUGCUCGUCAAUGCUCAAGUCUUCAGCCGAGGAGGUGAGUUCGGAAGACGACAGGAUGGCGGAGUAUGCAGAGCAGACCUCAGACAGCGAGAGCCAGGUCACCUUCACCCACAGGAUAAACUUCCCCAAGCAGGCCUGCAAGUGCUCCACCUCCUUCCCGUCCAUGCAGGAUCUGCUGAGCAGGAUUGAGAUGCUGGAGAGGGAGGUCUCCAUGCUCCGGGACCAAUGCAACUCCAAUUGCUGCCAAGAAAAUGCAGCCACAGACCUCGCCACGCCGCAAGGGCUGAAGUUCAAGACCAUCACCGAGACGACUGCCGAGGUGCAGUGGGAGCCCUUCUCCUUCCCUUUCGACGGCUGGGAGAUCAGCUUCAUCCCCAAGCUUGGCAAGGCCCGGCUGGCCAGCCGCUGCCCUCACUACGUCCCCCUUGCUGACCACCGCCCGCAUGUCUCUCCUCCAGUAAUUGACGGUCCAACCCAGAUCCUGGUGCGGGACGUCUCCGACACCGUGGCCUUCGUGGAGUGGACGCCACCGCGCGCCAAGGUGGAUGCCAUCCUUUUUUUUAACGGGGAGGGGGGGAAGACCCCCUUCCGCCUGCAGCCCCCGCUGAGCCAGUACUCCCUGCAGGCCCUGCGCCCGGGCUCCCGCUACGAGGUGGCCGUCAGCGGCCUGCGAGGCACCAACGAGAGCGACGCUGCCCUCACCCACUUCACUACAGAGAUCGACGCCCCCCAGAACCUGCGCCAGGGAGACUCUGACUACUUAGAGGACGGAGCUAUGGCAACAUGCUUGCUAACAAAGGGGGAGCAGGGAGGCCAGGGUGCUCAUGGCCAAGCAAUGGCACAGCCAGGCACUGCUCUCACUGCCCUCUCUCUGUCUCCCUUGCACCUCCUGGCAGAUCUGGUGCCAGGAACUGAGUACGGCAUUGGGAUAUCGGCCGUCAUGGACAGCCAGCAGAGUGUGCCAGCUACCAUGAACGCCAGGACCGAGCUCGACAGCCCCCGGGACCUCCUGGUGACAGCCUCCACAGAGACAUCCAUCUCCCUGGCCUGGACCAAGGCCAAGGGGCCCAUCGACCACUACCGCGUCACCUUCACCCCGGCCUCAGGGAUGGCUUCCGAAGUGACGGUGCCCCAGGACAGGUCACAGCUCACCCUUUCGGACCUGGAGCCUGGGACAGAGUACACCAUCUCAAUCAUUGCUGAGCGGGGACGCCAGCAGAGCCUGGAGUCCACUGUGGAUGCAUUCACAGGGGUCCGGCCCAUCACGCAGCUGCACUUUUCCCACCUGACGUCCUCCAGCGUGAACAUCACCUGGAGCGAUCCGUCACCACCAGCUGAUCAGCUCAUCUUGUACUACAACCCACGGGGCAAAGAGAAGGCACAGCAGCUCAUGCUAGAUGGCACCAGGAGACACGCCAGCCUGAUGGGGCUGCAGCCAGCCACUGAGUACCAGGUGUCACUGGUGGCUGUGCACGGCACGGUCAGCUCAGAGCCCAUCACGGGCUCUAUAACUACAGGGAUCGAUGCUCCAAAGGACCUCAGGGCAGGCAACGUGACCCAGGACUCCAUGGUCAUCUACUGGACCCCUCCCAUCGCUGCUUUUGACCACUACAGAAUAUCCUACAGGGCUGCCGAAGGGAGGACGGACACCACCGCGAUCCCCAGAGAUGCUACUGAAUAUGCUCUCCACCGCCUGCAGCCCGCUACCGAGUAUGAGAUCACUGCGAAGAGCGUGCGGGGCCGGGAGGAGAGCGAGCUGGCCUCACUCACUGCAUACACAGCCAUGGAUGCCCCCUUGGGUGUCACUGCCACCAACAUCACCCCCACCGAGGCCUUGCUGCAGUGGAACCCGCCGCUAUCGGAUGUGGAGAACUACGUCAUCGUCCUCACCCGCUACACAGUUGCAGGAGAAACAAUUCUGGUGGAUGGAGUCAACCAGGAGUACCAGCUGACCAACCUUCUGCCCAGUACCACCUACACGGUCACCAUGUAUGCCACCAAUGGGCCUUUCGCCAGCCAGACCAUCAGUACCAACUUUACAACUCUUCUGGACCCUCCGACAAAUCUGACCGCAAGCGAAGUCACUCGACGGAGCGCCCUUCUGUCCUGGAUGCCUCCAAUGGGAGAGAUUGAGAACUACAUCAUGACCUACAGAUCAACUGAUGGAAGCCGUAAGGAGCUGAUUGUGGAUGCCGAAGACACCUGGAUCCGCCUGGAGGGACUUUCCGAGAUGACAGAGUACACCGUGCGCUUGCAGGCUGCCCAAAAUGCCAUGCGGAGUGGCUUCACCUCCACCACCUUCACUACAGGUGGUCGUGUCUUUGCUAAUCCUCAGGACUGCGCCCAGCACCUGAUGAACGGCGACACGCUGAGCGGGGUCUACACCAUCUCCAUCAACGGUGACCUUGGCCAGAGGGUGCAGGUGUACUGCGACAUGACCACAGACGGAGGCGGGUGGAUCGUAUUCCAGAGGCGGCAGAACGGGCUGACGGAUUUCUUUCGGAAGUGGGCAGAUUACCGGGUUGGCUUCGGAAACUUGGAGGAUGAAUUCUGGCUGGGCUUGGACAACAUCCACAAGAUCACCUCCCAGGGGCGCUACGAGUUGCGAAUAGACAUGAGAGAUGGCCAGGAAGCAGCGUACGCCUACUACGACAAGUUCUCCAUCGGUGACUCCAGGAGUCUGUACAAGCUCCGAAUAGGAGACUACAACGGCACCUCUGGGGAUUCCCUCACCUACCACCAAGGCCGCCCUUUCUCCACCAAGGACAGGGACAACGAUGUCGCUGUGACCAACUGCGCCAUGUCAUACAAAGGGGCCUGGUGGUACAAGAACUGCCACCGGACCAACCUCAAUGGCAAGUACGGCGAGUCCCGGCACAGUCAGGGGAUUAACUGGUACCAUUGGAAAGGCCACGAGUUCUCCAUACCCUUUGUGGAAAUGAAGAUGCGACCCUACAACCACCGUAACAUCUCUGGGAGAAAGCGACGGUCCCUACAGCUCUGAGCCAGCAGGACCCCUCUCCCACCUCCCACCACCUGACCGUUUCUGUCAUUUGUUUGUAUUUUAUAAUAUGAAAAGGGAUACAAAAAUACUGCUCCUCUGAGAUAGCAACCCGCCCCUCACGAGUCCUGGAGGGAACCGCGGCACAAGUAAAGGCUAUGGGAAAGGAAAGACCUCAUUGCUUUGCAUCAGUCCCAGAGAAAAACCAAAUUUCCAGUCUCCCUACCCCAAAACUCUUGCCCUUAACAUGAAAAGAAAGACAGAAAGAGACAGACAGAUUUUUGAUAUUUUUUUAAAAGACUUAGAAGUCCCCAGCAAGUCCUGUCAGAAGCAUUUCAUUUGCCCUACCACCACCAUCUCUGCUGUGACAUCCCUCCUUCGUUCCCAGAGGGGACCCUGUUCACCAGUGGCCCUGGUUGGGACAGGCCUGGCCACGGUGCAGGGCAGACCCUCUCUUUGGACGGGUCACCUCCCUGCAGCCUAGGACCUGUCAGACUCUCAGACCACAUGGCAGAAACCUUCGCCCUCAGGAUCUUGAUGCAGCUGUUUCCACCCCUACAAGAGUGGCCAGAGA